This is a messenger RNA of Closterium sp. Naga37s-1, 330 nucleotides long. The record is from the annotation of a GenBank genome assembly. NCBI's taxonomy places the organism in Eukaryota, Viridiplantae, Streptophyta, Zygnematophyceae, Desmidiales, Closteriaceae.
CCACAUCUCCUUGUCUAAGUCCAGGCAGUGGACGGAUGGAUGGAUGGCACACGGUGGCAUUCCUUCCAGCUCUGUUUCGUCAGGGGGAAAUGGCACACCUUCUAGGAGGGGAAAUGGCACACCUUCUAGGAGGGGAAAUGGCACACCUUCUAGGAGGGGAAAUGGCACACCUUCUACAAGGGUUGCAACUGCCAUGGCAUGCAUCAACAUUCUAGGACCAGGACAGGCAGAUGCUUCAGCAUUCUCGAACCAGUUCCUUCUUUGGACCAGAUGCUUCCCUCCAUCACUGCCCACCCCCACCAACUCAUCCCUCUCUCACGAUCGUCAGCU